UCCAGAAAGUCCAAAGUAAAAGGUUGUGUUCUGACAAAAGAGAGAGCAAUUCAACAGGCUGAGCAGAACUCCUCAUCAAACAUGAAGCUGGGUUUGACCUUCAGUGCCCUCUUCGGGGUUUCCUUGUGCCUGGAAUCUUUUGUUGGGCACCAGGUUCUCCGAAUCAAGCCAAAAAAUGAGGAGGAGAUUAAGAAGUUACAGCAUUUGGAAACGAUGGGACACCUUGAGCUUGAUUUCUGGAGGAAUCCCACCGCCCCAUCCUUCCCUGCGGAUGUGAGAAUCCCUGCUAAAAGAGUCCAGUUAGUCAAAGCCUUCCUGGAAUCCCAUGGGUUUGAGUACUCUGUCCUCAUCAAUGACCUGCAAGUUGUUCUAGAUAAAGAGAAGCAAGAUAUGGCCCACAGUCAGCAAAAGGAUCGCAGCACCGCCACCUUCAACUAUGGAACUUACCACACCUUAGAUUCUAUUUAUGCAGAACUGGAUCAUCUUGCAUCUGCCUAUAACGACAUUGUCCGGAAGCUCCAGAUUGGGCAAUCCUAUGAAAAGCGGCCUUUGUUUGUGCUCAAGUUCAGCACUGGAGGACGCAACCGACCUGCAAUCUGGCUUGAUGCUGGUAUCCAUUCCCGAGAGUGGGUUACCCAAGCGAGUGCAAUGUGGAUAGCUAAACAGAUUGCCUCCGACUAUGGGAAGGAUCCAUCCACCACCUCUCUGCUGAACAAAAUGGACAUUUUCCUGCUGCCAGUUGCAAACCCUGAUGGAUAUGUAUUCACUCACACCACUAAUCGCAUGUGGCGGAAGACCCGCUCCAGGAAUAAAGGCAGUCUGUGUGUUGGAGUCGAUCCAAACCGCAACUGGGAUGCAGGGUUUGGAGGUCCUGGCGCCAGCAAUAAUCCCUGUUCUGACUCUUACCAUGGGCCCAGUGCCAACUCGGAGGUGGAAGUUAAAUCCAUUGUCGACUUUAUCAGGAAUCAUGGAAACAUCCGGGCCUUCCUCACCCUCCACAGUUACUCUCAGCUUCUGAUGUAUCCCUAUGGCUAUAAAUGCACUCAACCAGCAGACUACGCCGAGCUGGAUGACUUGGGAAGAGCUGCUGCCUAUUCCAUCCGCUCCAUUUAUGACACCAUCUUCAGAGUGGGGAGCAUUUGCAAAACUAUCUACCAAGCCAGUGGAGGCAGCAUUGACUGGAGCUACGAUUAUGGCAUCAAAUACUCUUUUGCCUUUGAGCUGCGAGACACGGGUCGCUUUGGUUUCCUCCUGCCCGCCAACCAGAUUAUCCCAACUGCAGAGGAGACCUGGCUGGGCCUGAAAACAAUCAUGGAGCAUGUGCGAGACAAUCCCUAGUAAAAGCUGGGGUGGGAUUCAGCUGUCUGUAAGGAGCAAGCUCAUCAAUCCUCCUCCCUUUUUGUGCUUGUGACAGCUGUAAUGAUAUGAAUCAUGGAAUGGUUUGGGUUGGAAGGGAGCUUAAACCUCAUCCAGUUCCAACCCCCUGCCACAGGCAGGGACACCUUCCACUAGAGCAGGUUGCUCCAAGCCCCUGUGUCCAACCUGGCCUUGAACACUGCCAGGGAUGGGGCAGCCACAGCUUCUCUGGGCACCCUGUGCCAGCGCCUCAGCACCCUCACAGGGAAGAGCUUCUGCCUCAGAGCUCAUCUCAGUCUCCCCUCUGGCAGGUUAAAGCCAUUCCCCUUGGCCUGUCCCUCCAGGUCCUUGUCCAAAGCCCCUCUCCAGGUUUCCUGGAGCCCCUUUAGGCACUGGAGCUGCUCUAAGGUGUCCCCUUCAGGAGCCUUCUCUUCUCCAGGCUGCCCCAGCCCAGCUCUCUCAGCCUGGCUCCAGCCCUCGGAGCAUCUCCGUGGCCUCCUCUGGAUUGCUCACAGUGUGGCACCUGGCUGAAUAAAACCUGCGUGUGCAUUCCUCCUA
Strigops habroptila (Kakapo) is the source of this 1914-nucleotide messenger RNA. It is a transcript of the gene CPA2, whose product is annotated as carboxypeptidase A2. The transcript is spliced from 12 exons. The record is from RefSeq and is a predicted model, not a curated record. Lineage: Eukaryota; Metazoa; Chordata; Aves; Psittaciformes; Psittacidae. Gene Ontology annotation, molecular function: metallocarboxypeptidase activity; zinc ion binding. Gene Ontology annotation, biological process: proteolysis. The coding region runs from base 82 to 1338 and encodes 418 amino acids.